AUGGUAUACUCAAUUAAGGAAUUGGACUCCGGAAAGGCAUCAUAUUUCACACAUAAGCAGCCUCAGAAACCAGGGUCUCCACUUAAACUGACUAGAGAUACCCCGAAGCUGUUUACUCCCUUGAAAAUCAGAAACAUAGAAUUGCCCAAUAGAAUUGGGGUUUCUCCAAUGUGCACAUAUUCAGCCAAAGACGGUGUGGCUACCCCCUGGCAUUUCGCACACUAUGGAAGUCUUAUGAGGGGUGCUGGAGUAAUCAUACUAGAAAGCACUGCCAUCAAUGAAGGAGGGAGAACAACGGCCAACGACCUUGGAAUCUACACCCAGGAGCAAGUCGAAGCGCUUUCCAAGAUCACAGAGCUCGCACAUAGUCAAGAUAGCCUAAUUGGAAUUCAAUUGGACCAUGCAGGCAGAAAUGGGUCAACUUUACCAUUGUUUUACAGCCUCCUUGGCUCUGCUACCAAAGAUGAUGAUGGUUGGCCAAAUAAACUUGUAGCCCCAUCUGCAAUUCCUUUCAAAGAAGACUUCCCAGUGCCAAAAGAACUAACCCUUAAAGAAAUUGAAGAAUUGGUGAACCAGUUUGGAGUAUGUGCCAAAAACUCGGUUGAGGCGGGUUUUGAUUUCAUUGAGAUUCAUGCUGCUCAUGGUUUCCUGAUUCAUGAGUUUUUAUCUUCAUACUCUAACAAACGAACUGAUAAAUACGGGGGCAGUUUUGAGAACAGAAUUCGGUUUCUACUAGAAGUCAUCGAUAAGGUCAGACAAGUGGUUCCAGAUGAUUAUCCAAUUUUCCUAAGAAUAUCAGUCACUGAUAGCAGAGAAGAUAUUGUUGAGUCUUGGAAACUGGCUGACUCUCUCAAGCUUGUGGACAUUGUGCUUGAUAGAGGAAUUGAUUUGAUUGAUUGCAGCAAUGGUGGCGUUAUAUUUGAGCCAAAUCCAGGACCAACUCACAGCGUGUCCCAAAGAGAAGCUGCCAUGAUUAUAAAGAAACACAUUGGUAAUAGGGGUCUGGUGGCUUCAGUUGGAGGAAUAUAUUCGGGGACUGAAGCCAACUCUGUAUUAGAAGAUGAGGGCGUAGACCUUGUCUUACUGGGAUCAAGAUUCCUAAGGCAUCCGACUACUGUAUGGGAUUUUGCUGAUGAUGUCGAAGUAGAUAUCUUUGACAGUAUACAACGAGGCUGGGCCUUCCCCCCUAAAUUCCUUACCAAUGACUGA
Molecule: messenger RNA, 1209 nt
Organism: Komagataella phaffii GS115
Lineage: Eukaryota; Fungi; Ascomycota; Pichiomycetes; Pichiales; Pichiaceae
Product: Widely conserved NADPH oxidoreductase containing flavin mononucleotide (FMN)
Exons: 1
Coding region: 1-1209 (402 amino acids)
Cellular component (GO): intracellular anatomical structure
Molecular function (GO): NADPH dehydrogenase activity; NADP binding; FMN binding
Source: RefSeq, a predicted model, not a curated record